Epinephelus lanceolatus (giant grouper) is the source of this 8697-nucleotide messenger RNA. Its product is annotated as serine palmitoyltransferase 2-like. Gene Ontology annotation, molecular function: serine C-palmitoyltransferase activity; pyridoxal phosphate binding. Gene Ontology annotation, cellular component: serine palmitoyltransferase complex. The record is from RefSeq and is a predicted model, not a curated record. NCBI's taxonomy places the organism in Eukaryota, Metazoa, Chordata, Actinopteri, Perciformes, Serranidae. Gene Ontology annotation, biological process: sphingosine biosynthetic process; ceramide biosynthetic process.
UGGAUUUUCAGGUUCCACGGAGUGCGUGUUAUAUGUGUGCGUGUUGUAAUGUGUGUGUUGAGUGUGUGAGAGAGUUUGUAGUGUGGUUGUAAACGUUCCCAGCUCGGAUACUGUCACCGCCUUGCACCGCAGGCAGGCGCCGUGUUCCUACAUGCAAGUUACCGUCGCGGCUCCACAAUCGUUGGCCAGCAAUGACCGAGAGCCCCGCGACCAAGCCAGCCAACGGGGAUGUGUGUCAGCGUGUGAUGAACGGACUGAAGCUGGACAGAAACGGCUUGGUGAAGAGCCUCCACAGCUGCCAUGAGCGGCAGCCCAAGCACCACUGCCACCCCGAGGAGGAGGAGGUCCACGCAGCAUCACAUCAUGGUGGCCUGUACAUCCGACCCUUUCUUGAGUCCUUUGAGGAGACGCCGAUGCUGGUGGCAGUGCUCACCUAUAUGGGCUACGGCAUCCUGACCAUCUUCGGCUACCUCCGAGACUUUCUGCGUCACUGGAAGAUCGAAAGGUGUCACAUCGCCAGGGAGAAGGAGGAACAGAGGGACUUUGUGCCGCUCUACCAGGAUUUUGAGAACUUUUACACUAGAAACCUCUACAUGCGUAUAAGAGACAACUGGAACAGGCCCAUAUGCAGCGUACCAGGGGCCAAAAUGGACCUGAUGGAACGAGCCUCCCAUGACUACAACUGGACUUUUAAUUACACAGGCCGGGUCUUGCCGGAUGUGAUUAACUUGGGCUCGUAUAAUUACCUCGGCUUCGCUGAGAACACGGGUCCAUGUGCUGAGUCUGCAGCCGAGGUCACCAUGAAGUACGGCGUCGGAGUUGCAAGCACCAGGCAGGAGAUCGGUAACCUGGACAGACAUGAGGAGAUGGAGAAACUUGUGGCUAAGUUCUUGGGUGUGGAGUCAGCCAUGGCAUUUGGGAUGGGUUUUGCAACCAACUCCAUGAACAUACCAGCACUGGCUGGCAAGGGCUGCCUGAUUCUGAGUGAUGAACUUAACCACGCCUCUUUGGUCCUGGGAGCCAGACUCUCCGGGGCCACCAUCAGAGUCUUCAAACACAACAAUAUGCAGAGCCUUGAGAAACUGCUGAGAGAGGCCAUAGUCCACGGGCAGCCCAGGACUCACAGACCAUGGAAGAAGAUCCUCAUUGUGGUAGAGGGCAUUUACAGCAUGGAGGGCAGUGUAGUGCGCCUGCCAGAGGUGAUUGCCCUGAAGAAGCGCUACCGGGCCUACCUUUACCUAGAUGAGGCCCACAGCAUAGGGGCCCUGGGGCCGAGAGGGAGAGGUGUGGUCGAUUACUUUGGCCUAGACCCCUGUGAUGUGGAUGUCUUGAUGGGCACAUUUACCAAGAGCUUUGGUGCUGCAGGGGGAUACAUCGCAGGGAAAAGGGAGCUUAUUGAGUACCUGCGCUCCCAUUCCCACAGUGCGGUCUACGCCACCUCCAUGUCUCCUCCUGUGGUGGAGCAAAUCAUCACUUCUAUGAAGUGCAUUAUGGGAGAGGAUGGCACAACAAUAGGCUGUGAACGUGUGCGACAGCUGGCAGAGAACACAGUCUAUUUCCGCAAGAGGCUUCGAGAAAUGGGCUUCAUCAUCUACGGCAACGAGGACUCACCUGUUGUACCCAUGAUGCUCUACAUGCCCGCCAAGAUAGGAGCGUUUGGCAGGGAGAUGCUGAAGAGGAACAUCGGGGUGGUGGUCGUUGGCUUCCCUGCUACACCGAUCAUCGAAUCCCGGGCACGCUUCUGCAUCUCAGCCGCCCACACAAAAGACGUGCUCGACAGGGCGCUGAGUGUCAUCAAUGAGGUGGGAGACCUUCUUCAGCUCAAGUACUCCCGACACAAAAUACAGCCAUCUUUGGUGCGACCCUUUGACGAUAAUGUGUAUGAGGACAUUGAUGACUGAUGAACCAUUCCUCUCCAUAAAGUGGGGUGAACCACAACAACCCCCCCAAAAUACAGAACGGGUCAAGAUGGAUCACAAGUCUUCCACAAGGACCGCGAUGUGCACAGGUGCCCCUUGUCACUAGCUUGCCAUAAUGUAACCCCCCCCCCAACAAAAGGAAAACACUUAAAACUGUCAUCUAAUUCUACUUUGCCUUACAUAAACAUGCAGAACUUGUGGUGCACACACUGAAAAACAGCACUUCGGCUUUUUCCUGUGUAUUUUUUUAUUACUUUUUAUCGUUUUGUGUCAAAAAAUUUUAUUUCUAUCUGUGUGUGUGUCUGCAGUGCUUGUAGUAUUUGUCAUGUUAAGCCUUGUGGUUGUGUAUGUGAAGUGGACAAACGCCAACUUUCCAAAUGUCUCUUCAACAGUGAACUGCUGGGAUUUUUUCAUAAUAUGGAUCUAAAGUGAACUUUAAUGGGGUAAAGUUAGAUUCAUCAAAACAUCAAUCAAGCGGCAUGUUCUUUCAUCCAGUACCAGUUGUCAUAGGCCGAAAGUGGAGAGCACUGGAUGUUGCAAUGUUUGAACAUGCAAGUGACCCGAUUUCAUCCCUGUCAGUCUAUUACAAGAUAUAGCACCAAGUGAAAUGGGAUUGUGUUAUUAUUGAUCCAGAUCUGGACUGCCAUUGGACAAUUUUAACAUUAUACUAUUCAUGUGCUGAUGGGAGAACCCCAACAUCCACUUGGCAUUGUUUAGAGACUUUAGAGACUUCUGUGGUGGUGGUGGUGGUGGUGGUGGUGGUGGUGGUGCACACUCUACUAGGGAACUUGUAGUUUUGUUGAAAGUAGUUUUGUAAGGUAAAACAGAACUCAAACUUUUCCCCAUUUCAUUGUAGGGAAUAAGACGAGUCUUAAAACCCAGAGGCCGUACUGCUCCUGGAACCUGACUUCACCACGCAUUUUUGAUCACGUUACAUCAUUGUCAUUCCAUCCUUGGUUCUCCUAGACCAGGGGUCGGCAACCUUUACGAUCAGAAGAGACAUGUUCUACCAAAAAUGAUUUAAAAAAAUCUAUCUGGAGCGGCAAAAAAAUAUUAAGCCUGAUAAUGAAGGUAUUGCAGCAUAUAAAAUCUAAACUAGCCUGUCAACAUUACAAAUAGAUCCGAUUGAGCAUUCAUUAAUAUGUUUUACCACUAGAUGACACUGCAGUGGGCUAUUUUUGAUUAUUUGGAACUUGAAUUCUGCAGAGUUGGCAGUGAAAGCAAAUGAGGCUUUCCAUGCACUAUAUUAUUCUCUCUUCUCCUCAGAGACUUUUACUUUUUUUGGAUUUCGAACCCAUAGUUAGCCAAGCUAGGGAGAUUUAAGACUAGCCACCGCUCCUGAUGUUUGGCAAAAUUUGGAGGAAAAGGCGCCAGGCCAUAGAUGUUUGAAGCAGAGUUGGCAGUUACAGCAAACAAAUCUCUUCACAUAUAAAUAAAUUCUAUUUUCUUCAGAAACUUUUCUCUUUUUGGAUUUGAAAUCUGUAGCUAGCCAAGCUCGGGAGACUCAGGACUAUCGUAGACACCGCUAUUGACGUUUGGCAAAAUGUAGAGGAACCAUGGCCCAGACGCUGGGCUGACGUCGACUGAUGCAUAAUUUAGUUGCAGAAAUGUAAAAACGUUUUUUUUAUUUGGUGUAUUGGCUACUCAUUUUUACAGUUGAAGAAUGUCAGAAUCACUUAGGGCCUACAGCACUGAUAAAUGUAAUUCAAAUUGUUAAAAAAUAAGUGUUAUUUAUUUCCAUAUGAUUUUUUAAAAAAUUUUGUUAAAACCAAAGGGAGCCACUGAAGAGGCGCUAAAGAGCGGCAUGCGGCUGCAGUGCCUCAGGUUGCUUACCCCUGUUCUAGACAGACAAAAAAUAUAGAACCUCAGAGUUAAAGGAAUACCUCACCCACAAAAUGGCCAUUUGUGUAUCAAUUACUCAUCCUGUGUUAAGUUGAAUUUGUUUGUCUCACAUGCCUCCACGGUGAAGGAAGAAUCCAAAAACAAAGAACAUUCUUGAUGAAUUGAAGUCAUAGGGGUCCAUAUUUGAAAACGGCAAAUCUAUAUCAAAACAUCUGUUCAUAAACUCACAACUCCUGCAGUAUAAUCCCAGUCUCAUUAGUCCAGUAAGAUGUUAAGUUCUUCUAAUGCAUUUUCUCUGUAAUCUAUUUAAAGCACUUGCACAUAAACAGUCUCACACGGAUGAGUCGUGGGCCUGGGAAAUUCCAUUGAAUGCAUAAGCAGAGUUAGAACGCACGCACUUGCCCAGGUGUGCCAUUCGUCUGUGCAUGAGACUGUUUGUUUAUGCAAAAGUGUUUUAGAGAAUAUGGUUUUAGCAAAACUGCAUGUGUGUGGAAAGUAAUGAGCAUACAACUGGAUAAAUGAGACUUGGAUUAUACUGUGGGUUUGUAAACAGAUGUGUUGAUAUAAUUUUGCUGUUGUUAAACAUGACCCCCUCUGACUUCAGUUCAUCAAAAAAUUUCUCUAAUUUUGGAUUAUUCAUUCACCGCGAAGGCAUACAUGAAAAAUGUAAAGUAUUCCUUUAAGCAUAUCACUUCCAUCAGUAGUGGUGCUGAUAGUAUCAGAAGAUUGCUAUCUAUCAGAGGAUGUUGAACAGCAGACACUGCAAUGACUUGUAAAGAAACUGUUGGACAUUUAUGGAAAUAUGCUUAUUUGUUUUUUUUGCCCUCAGCAGUUAGAUGAAAAGAUCAAUACCACUCUCAUGGCCAUUUGGUAAAUAUAGAGCAAUAGCCAACAGACCCUUGGUUACUAGCCCAAAGAGAAAUAGUCCCAGUCCGUAACUCCCCAUAAAACCACAAAUUGUUGUUUUUGCAUUCUGGUUUUUGCACCAAUUUUACACAGAUGCCUUCCCCUGUUUCCAGUCUUUAUGCUAAGCUAAUAACCUGCUGGUUCCUGCUUCAAAUGCAUCAUACAGACACAAGAACAGUAUCUAUUUUAUCUAAAUUUAAAACAAACCAUAUAAUGUCACUUCCUGAUAUGUGGAACUGUUCCUUUAAUUCCGGACCAGUUGGGAUUAAAUAUCAAAUACUUGCUAUAGAAAGUCAAUAAAAAUGAACUCUGAAUAAUUAGCGUUAAAAGCCAUGAAAACAAAAAGUCCUGAACUAUAGCUUGAGAAUUUUAUUUACCCAACCUAACACCAGCUCUGGGUCAGUGUGACAGUGCCAAAAUGUAAAUGAAUCUAAAGUACUAGUGGGCAUGUCAUUAACCAUGUUAUCAUAUUGCGCCUGCACACAGAGGACAAACCUUAUGCUGCAUAGCUCCAACAAUCACCAACUGUAAGUGGCAUUAGCAAAAUCUAUCAAAAUCAGCAAGCAUAUCUGCAUCCAAUCCAAAUACGACAGCUAAUUAGUCCGUCUUUUGUUCUGUAAGCAAAUUAUCAGUGGUUGAAUUAAAAAAAGCAGCUUGACUAAUUAAAAUACCAGCUUUCAUUAAUGCUAAUUGAAGAAAGCAACAUAAUGAAAAGAACUCCAAAUAUCAAGGGAAUUUAAACCAUUAUUGUCUGUUACACAUGGAUUUGGCUGGCCUCUUGUUCCCACAGCUGUGUUACAUGUCAGCAUCACUGGCAUCCUUCAGUGUGAUUGCAUGUUUUGUUUUGUUUUUUACUUGACCAACUCUUGGUGUUAUUUAUACAGUUAACCGUAUGACAGAUAACCUCAAACAUCAAGUUUAACAUGACUCAAAGAGUUGUGAUUGUCAAAAUAGUCUUUCUAUUCAAAGGCCAAUAUCUGCCCCAUAUAAAGUCCAGUCAGCCCAGUUGCCAGAAGAAAAUGUUGGCAUUGUGUGUUUCUUCAAACAAUGAAUACGUUACAUUUCCACAUUUCAUACGUGUCAUAUCGUUUCUAAAGUGAGUUAAAAUACUAGCCAACUGUCACUUGGAGGUGGAAGAGAUGGUGGAUGGGCAUCACCUAGACGAGAUACCUGUCAGGCUGUCGACCACUGUUCAAGACUGACAAAAAACAAAACUGGCUAUUUUUUUUAGCCAGUCAUUGCUGUAUUUCCAGCUGCAUUUUGGGCACCAACUGUGGAACCUGUCUUUGUUUCCUGUGGCUUUUCAGCCCUGAAACACUGGGCUGUUUUGCAACCCAUUACUAUGUUUCCUGCGGCUUUUCAGCCCCCACAUGUGGGUGUUUUUUGGAGACCAAUCCAUGCGUUUCCUGACGCUUUUUAGCCCUGAAAUGUGGUUGUUUUUUGGAGAUCUGUAGCUGCGUUUUAAGCGGCUUUUCAGCUCUAAAAUGUGGGUGUUUUGUAGAGACCAUUGCUGUGUUUCCAGCAGCUUUUCAGCCCCCAGACAAGGGUGUUUGGUAGGGAGCUGUUGCCAUGUUUCCUGAAGCUUUUCAGCCCUCAAACAUGCCUGUUCUGAAAGGACCUGUCUGUGUUUUCUGAGGCUUUUUAACCUUAAAAUAUAGGUGUUUUGUAGAGACCUUUUGUUGUGUUUCCAGCAGCGUUUCAGCCCCCAAAUGUGGUUUUCUUUUUAAGGGACCCAUUGCUGUGUUUCAGGCGCCUUUGAGUCCCCAAACAAGGGUGUUUGGUAGGGACCGUUUCCUUAAGCUUUUCAACCCUCAAACAUGACUGUUUUGAAGGGACCUGUCGACAUGUCUCCUGCAGCUUUUCAGCUACAAAAUUUGGGAAUUUUUGGAGACCAGUCCAUGUGUUUCCUGAGGGUUUUUAAAGCUCUAAAAAUAUGGGUGUUUUGUAGGGACCUAUUGCUGUGUUUCCUGCUGCUUUUCAGCCACCAAAACUGGGUGAUUUUAGGGACUUGGCGAUGUGUUUCAUACAGCAUCCCCAACAUGGGAGUUUUGGCAACCUGACCCUUUUUUUUUCUAGUGGGGAUAGUGCCACAAACAGCAGUUGGUGAUAUUUUAAGCCCAAACAUGAUCUUUUCCUGUACAUAACCAAGUGGUUUUUGUUUCUAAACUACCACAGUGCUAUUGAAACAUAAAGUUUCAACAUAUCCGCUACAUAAUAACGUGCAAGUGUAACGUAAAUCUGUGGUUUGCAGAAACGUGCAAUGCCAACAUUUUUUUCUAACAGUUGGGUUUGUCCAGUUCAUCGGUGUCAGAGCUCCAGUUUAAAGCUGAAGUCUCGAGGGUCAGUUGGUCACUCCAUGCAGUGCAAAAAGUGGAACAUAUUUUUUAGAUACUUAUGUCUUUUAGGCAAGACAGAAGAACAUCUAAACUAUUAGGACUAGUCUGGAUGUAAUUCAGUGCUGGUUGUAAUAUCCUACAUUUCCACCCCAUCUCUUGGGUGCUUAUCAGUAAAAGCCUCAUUGCUCUACGUCUGAUAAUGUUUUAAUGCUUUGUAUGACAAAGUGCUAUCUUUGUGCUGUGAUUUUAAAGUCAUUAAUAUUUUCAAUCAGUGUGUGACUGGGGUUGGGUGUCCGUGCUUGCUUGCUUGCAUGGUUUUGGGUAUCGAUGUGGGUGUGUUUGUUACUGCACUUUAACCUUGCUUUUCUACACCUGUCUUUUGAACUCUUGGUUUAUCUUUACAUUGUGCUACUGAGCUUUGGGACGACAACACUCCUAAAUGAAGGCAGCUGUAAAAAGAAAUCCCACAUGCAUACAUUCCCACCUGCAUGUAUGCACACUGACAAGUAUUGUGUAACCACUCGUUCCUCAUACUAAUGCAUGUACAGUAAGAAUUAGUCGCUGCUCUGCACCACAGCCAGUGGCGCUCGAUGAAAUACACUGUUCUGCUCGGUGUGACUUUUUUGAAUGUUGUCAUAAAAAAAUCCACUUCAUUCCAGAGGAGUUAACAUGUCUGUGUGGGCUCUAGGGAGGAUCUUUUUUUUCUUCCGUAUUCCUGUUUAUCUGUUACUGUAAAUGAGAGAUGUUUAUGUUAUUUACUUUCCUUACUAUAGAAAAAGUAUCAAAACCUAAAUCUUGGAAUAGCAAAUGAUUGUCUGUGAGCUGAAAGCUAAGAGUUACAAUGUUACUCAUAUAGAUGCAGAAUGUUUUCUUUUUUACAUAUUUUAAAGUUUGCACACAGGAGAGUCAUCAACUGAUACUAAAAGCAGGCAUUUAGAGCAUAUUUUAAUAUAAAAAUAGACUUAUAUAAAACUCUGAGACCUCAUGGCCUGACGUCUUAACGAUGCUAUUCUUAAUCUAAAUUAGAUCUCUACAGAACCUUCACAACGAUUGGUUCUUGAUAAACAGUAACCAGAUGUAAUCAUUUGGUCCUGAGUGUGAAUACUUCAAUAUGUUCCCAUAAUGAUCUGAACUAUUAAACCGAUACAAAGGCAGGAAAAGCUUCAUGCCUCUUUUACGGUCUUUGAGCUUUGCUGGUGUAAGAUGGAAGAUGGUCCUGAUAUUUUGUACAAAGUUUAUAUUGUUUCAUUGAAAAGGAGCUAUUCAGAAUAUUUUGUUUACUAUAGAGUGACCUGGGAACGAUGGUUAUCACUAUUACUGGCAGCUUUAGUUGAGAGCGCUCAAGUAUGCCAUCAAUAGAGGAAAUCAUUUUAAUGGGUGAGUGCAAGUUACCACACGUCAGAGAUAAUUAUUUUCUGAUAUAGUGCCUUUUGAAGCAAAUGAUUUUCUAAGAAUUCUGAUUAUAGUAAGCGUUAUGACUUGGAUUGUUCAUCUUUUAUGGUCUUAUUUGACUUCUUUUACUACUUUGUCUUCAACAAUACUUAUUAUUAGCACUGGAUGUGUUCUCUGUUGACUAAUUGCCAUGCAUUUGAUCAUAGAAAAUGCACUAUUUGCAACAUAUCAGCAAAUUAUUAAUAUGUAAAGUGUCACCCAUGUCAAUGAUAUCAGUAGAUCAUUAAAACAAUAUAAACAAA